AAGCAUGCCGGGUUUGGCCGAUCGGCGACGAAGACGAGGAACGCCAGUUCGCGUCUGACACUCGUCGCGAUCGCGCGAUGCGUUUCAACCGGUGCGUCAAUUACUUCGUGUGUCUACCGAUUGUUCCUUAAAAAAAAAACGAGAGAAAAAAAGAGCAUCGUUUAUGGUGAUGUGUUCCUGACAAAACGUAUACACGAUACGUGUUCCCUUUUGAACACUAUUUAUUUUUUUACACGUUCUUUUUUACGGUCUUAUCGAAACAAUAAACUCGAGUCGAUUAUUUUGUAACCGCGAGAAAAACGUCGAGGAGGAACCAAAGAGAAAGUUUUUUAUCGUACGAUUUAAGGGAUGAUCGUGGUGUAUCGUCGAGGAGAUACCACGUGGAUCGCCCAACCUGACAUGGAACUUGUUCGCACGGAACAUGAAGUGAAAGCGUGUACGGAUCGAUCCUUUCUAUCGUCGUGAAUUGGUGAAAAGAAAAAAAGGAGGGAAGAGGAUUGUUUUGGGCCGACGGUCCUUGGGGACCUAAUGGCACCCGACCUUGAGAAAAGACGGCAGGAACUUAGGAGGACCAGCUACGGUAGCUUGGCGGAACCGGGACACGAGCAUUUUCAAAUGCUUCUGCAACUUCGAUGCACCGGAAACGCGCUGACCGAUGAGCCAUAUCGACACGGUAACAAUGCUGGAGAAAGGUUGCCAACGGUAACAGGUUCGGUUCAAAGGAGCACCGUCACGUCGGCAAAUCGCGCGCACUCCGCAUCACGAAGGAUCAGCCAUCAGCAACGUCAGCAGCAACCACCUCAACAGCAGCAGCAGCAGCAGCAGCAGCAGCAACAACAGCAGCAGCAACAGUCUCAACAACAAUCGGCGCAACAGGCGAGGAUACCAGUAGGAUCCUUAAGGAACUCGGAUGAGCACGGAUCGAGAGCCAGCUCGGCACAGGACGUUUGCGAUAAUUCCAACGAUUCCGGGCUCGGCUUCGAGGACCGUCAGCAACAUCUCACGAACGCAACCGCUUGGAACGGCGCCGGCGAGGAGGACUCGAAGAGAAGGAAGAUGGACAUCAAGCUCGAGUCCGAGGAUGCGAAUUUUGCCUUCCCCGAGGUGACGCAUUCCGCGAGCUCUGAUAGCAAAACGGCCAAUAGAAACAGUUCGAACGGGAUAGCUGUGCUGGCCACGAUCUCUGGGAACAGGACGGGGAACGGAAGCUCGGGAAGGGUUGUCGAGGUGUCCAGAUCUCGUCCAGGCUUGGGUGUCCUCGCGAAGAGGUCAUCGGCCCCCCAUCAAGGCCCAGUCACCCUCACCUCUCAACUGUGCAGUGCUUCCUCAGAUGGAAAGGUGCAAUUGCAAAUAAUCUGCCAGCCGGAGCAGCAGCACAGGGCCCGUUACCAAACCGAAGGAUCCCGAGGAGCAGUGAAGGAUCGUACCGGAAACGGGUUCCCGAUCGUUCGUCUGGUCGGUUACGACAAACCGACCACGCUUCAAGUCUUCAUCGGCACGGACCUCGGCCGUGUCGCGCCCCAUAUGUUCUACCAAGCCUGCCGCGUCAGCGGCAAGAACUCAACCCCGUGUAUCGAGCGUAAAAUCGACGGUACCAUCGUGAUCGAGGUGGACAUGGAUCCAGCGAAAGACAUGAUGGUCACCUGCGACUGUGUCGGUAUACUGAAGGAGCGCAAUGUCGACGUGGAGCACAGAUUUCCACAGGAAGCCGGUGUACUUCAGGGACGCAGUAAAAAGAAGUCGACUCGUUGUCGCAUGGUUUUUCGCACGACGAUCGCUCGUCCCGAUGGUAACACGGAAACUCUUCAAGUCUGUUCUCAACCGAUAGUCUGUACUCAACCACCGGGUAUACCGGAGAUCUGCAAAAAGUCCCUCACCUCCUGUCCAUGCACCGGUGGAUUAGAAUUGUUUAUACUUGGGAAGAACUUUCUUAAAGAUACUCGUGUAGUGUUUCAAUUAGACAACGACGAUUUGUCGAGUAGCUUAGAACCGCACUGGGAGUGCGCCGUCUUACCCGACAAAGAGUUCCUGCAACAGACGCAUCUGGUAUGCGUGGUGCCUGCAUACAGGCGGCAAGAUCUUGCGCCCUCGGAAUCUGUUAGCGUGAAAUUGUACGCGGUGUCGUCCGGGAAAACGAGCGAGCCUCAUACGUUCCUUUACACCGCCGCGUCCGCAGCUCCGGAGCCAUCGGUGGGCAAGAUCGAGCCCAUCACGCCGCCAUUGUCAACCUCGAACGGCGAUUCCGCGUUAGCAACGUCCCCAGCAGCAGCCGUGUCUUUAACCACGGGUGUAUCAUCGAACACUCUGAUCACACAAGCAGCCGCGGGAACGCCGAAUUUCUUGACAACGAUACAGUCACAACAAUCAUCCUCCCAAACGACGGAAACUCUUAAAAGCGAUCCAAGCCCGCCACCAGUAACGGCAUCGUCUCAGGUAACUCCAGUUCUGAUGUGGGCUGCUCAAAGUCCAAAUUGCCAAAAUUCCCCGCCUGACGUGAUGAUGCCGCCGCCAGCCAUGGUAGCGAAUCCCCUUCUAAAUCGCAGAUCGUCUUCUAAUCUUCAAUUAAUCCUGCCGGAUAAUUUGAAGACCGAGGUGCUAGACGAGAAUAGCGAGAACAGUAUGAUUAGCGAGAACAGCAUGCAAAGCAUACCAACGCCGACCGCGAACGGUUCGACGGGGACGAGCCCGUUGCAGCAGCUCGUGAACGAGAAUUCCAGGGAAACGCCGCAAACGAAUAUGAUCAGAUCGGUACCGGUUGCGGCGAACAAUUCCCCGGUACAGGAAGCGGUCAAUCUACUCGGUGUGGUCGAUUUGAUGCGGAACCAACAUCCGUUGUCGAUGGUGUCCACCCACCAGAACAGCUACGGAGGUAUGCACGAAUCGUCUCAAGUCAAAGUUCUAAGUCCUCAUCAUAUCAACAAAGAAACUAACCCGAUGUUACCGGCAGAAGGCAGUCCUAACGGAACUCUACAGGGUGGCGGCGGUGUUGUUGAUCUCCGAAUGAAACAUCAUCAGUCAGAGUUCGGGAAUUUGUCGAACUUCACCGGUACGUCGAACGGACAGCUACCCGCCCAGAGUGGCCAUAGCGUAGAGAAAUAUCUGAAUCAUAUCGAGUCUAACGGAAAGGAGGCUGAGAGUCAGGAGAACGGCUUCGUAGGUAGUAUACAGCAACGAGCUUCCAUAAUCGCUACUGGACGACAACCUCAGCAGGGACAAGCUUCCAACAUUUUAGCCUCUCCGAAUCAAGGUGUGAAGCUGGAUACUCUCGUCAAUUCAGGCGCGGAAUCUCAUCAAUUAGUGUCACCGCUUCGCACCGUCAAUCCCAACAGCAGCACCAUGAUGAGCCACGUGUCCGCGGUGACCGAUCACGAGACGAUCCCGAGCCCUCAACAGAGCAGAAACAGUCCACCGAUUCCCGUCAAGACGAUGCUCCUCGAAGCUUUGAUGCCGGCUCAAAGCGUACCGCCUUUGAUUGGGAACGGCGGGACCACCGUCUCGUCUCCUGCCUCGGUUGUCCAGGAGCCGACCAACGGCGACAGUCUGCUCACAACUAUCAACGCUGCCCUCUUGCCAGCGAUGCAAGAGCCAGUCGUUACUACGAGCGGUACGUCGAAUUCUAGCGUUACUGUACCAUCCCAUAAUCAGAUGCAAGUUACGAACGAGACUAUGUCGAUAGCGGCGGAACAUAUUCCGCAGAUUCAGGGUCUUAUUCAGCAAGAAGUUGUGGCGAUGCAACAGGCGCAGCAAGUUGAACAGGUUGUCGCGCAGGCACAGCAGCAGGUGGAGCAAGUCGUCGCUCAGGCGCAGCAGCAAGCGGUCCAGGCUGUACAACAGGCGCAGCAACAGGUUGUCCAGCACGUGGUGCAGCACGCGCAAGUUGUCCAGCAGGCUGUACAACAAGUACAAGCGGCGCAACAGGUUCGGGCUGUGCCGGCUGUUCAGCACGCGAUGCAACAGGCUACGCAGGAAGUGGUCCAGCAGGCGGUGCAGCAAGCGACUCAGGAAGUGGUGCAGCAGGUGCAAGCGGUUCAGCAAGCGGUGCAGCAGGCGCAAGCGGCUCAGGCGAUGCAACAGGCGGUGCAGCAAGAUAUAGGUUCGAUGUUGAAUCAACCAGCGGGUUUCGUUGCCGAGGCUAGUUCUGCUCUGGCGAGCGGUGCGGCUCAGGAACCGUCGCAGCAGAGACUGACCACUGCUGCGGAACAGGCGAUCAACAACGUGAUCACUAACGCAACACAAGAUAUAAUUAACAAUCGGCCCAUCACCACGACCACUGCGCAUGCCAUCAUUGCGACGAAAAAUAUAUUAAACAGCGUCGCCACUCAAAGCGCCCAGCUGAUGAACAGCGCUAUGGAGGGAAUCUUACCGAAAUCUCCGCCCGGUCAAAAUAAUAUCGUCGAACAGGUUGCGAGCAAAUCACCGCCUGUUGCCUUACCCGUCACCCCCAACAGACAGAAUGUAAACCCACCUAUUACAAAUACGGCUAACAAUACAACUGGAACGACGGUUCGAAAGCAAGAAGAUGGUAUGUUACCUCAAGAGCUUACAUCGAUGUCAGAACAUGAUCUGUUGAGCUACAUAAAUCCAAGCUGUUUCGAUUCUCAGAAUAACUUUCUUAUGUAGUACUGCCGUAUUCUUGUCAUUAUAAUACGUGUACAAUUGUAUCCGAUCUAUUCGGAUACAAAGGACGAAAGAGAGCGUGACUGAUUGAGUGAGAGAGAGAGAGAGAAUGAAAAAAAAAAAAACAAAGUAAUUAAUUCCAAUCAAUUGUGUAUAAGAAAGUAUAUUCUUGGCUCAGUACGAGUUAUAUAUAUUUGUGCCACAUUGUCGUUUCAGACUUUGUAUGUGAUAGAAAUGAAAUCCGUUUUUAUAUAAUGAAAAUGGACGAAGUUUGCACCACCUUUGUAAUAAUUGAAAAACUAUUAACUAUCGUGUUAAGUAAGACGGGCGCACGAGAGCGCGACAAUUAGGGUUUUUCUUUAACCUUCCUUUUUCUACGAGUUGUCAAAUGUGAUAGUUAAUUUUUAUUUAUCUCCAUCACGUCUCUUGCGCAUCCAGGUGCCUUUUCUCUAUUUGUAAAGUUAACCGGAGAUUGGUAUUUCUCUCUUGGAAGAAAAGAAGCAUCGUGAAUACGAUACGCGUGUGUGUAUAUGUAAUUUGUAAUAAUCGACAAUGUACUGACCCCACUCAACUCUAAGCGGAGCCACGGGAAUUGAGUGUUAGUAAAAAGUUACAUUCUCACGGUACCUUAAAAAAGUAGCGAAUCUACGAAUCAUUAAUACAUUUAGUGCAUCCUUCUUGACUUGAUUUCAUUCUAACAAAUGAAUCAUCUUGUUGUUUGACGUGGUUUCUAUUAUUAUGUUUCUAAGUAUAAUAUAUUUCGUAUGUUGUUUAAUAAUUAAAAAAUUUUUUUUUUUGUUGAUAAUUAAUACCAAUUAAUAGAAGAUUAUGUGAUUGCGUUGAUGCUGUUAUUAUAACUACUAGACAAAUACAGAACGACAGAGAGAUUAUAUUAUAUAUGUCAGUACGAAAAAUAAUAUAGAAAAUAUAUCAUUGAGAUUUAUAUAUAAUACGAAUAUAUAUAUAUAGAGAGAGAUAAAUAGAUAUAUGUGCAUAUAAGUAUAUAUAUGUAUAUCUAUAUAUUUUUUACGUUUACCCAAAGAGAGAAGCAGAUGAUCAGAUAAAGUGAGCUUAUUAAAGAUAUAAACAAAGUCUAUAUUAUAUAUUGUAACGUCAUGUUAUAUCGGGGUUUUCCUCCCCUUUGUUCAACGUAAGGGGUGCUAUGUACCACGUGUACGAAUACUCGCCAACAUUAUCUAGUAGAAAAACAGAUUUUAUAAUGAAACUAUUGAAACGUUUAAUGUCGUGAUAUGUCUUUGUAGGAAAGUAUAUAUUUUAUAUCGACCAUCUAUUUCACGUGUCGCGUGUUUCAAAGGGCCGUUAAAACAGAAGAAGGAGGAGGAGAAAAAGAGCACGAGUGCUGCAUUAAUUACAUAAACAGAUCAUUAUAAUAUGUGGCAUGUACUUCGUAAAGUUGUUUGUAACAAUUACUCUUCACUGUACGCACAUUUGUAGCAUCGUCAGCCUAACCACUGAGAAACAAAAUUCAAUGAACAAUGUAUUAUCAUUUUGCUCCUGUAAAUCGAAUAAAUGUUUCACAGCAUC
Molecule: messenger RNA, 6162 nt
Organism: Osmia bicornis bicornis
Lineage: Eukaryota; Metazoa; Arthropoda; Insecta; Hymenoptera; Megachilidae
Gene: NFAT
Product: nuclear factor of activated T-cells 5-like
Exons: 6
Coding region: 529-4620 (1363 amino acids)
Biological process (GO): regulation of transcription by RNA polymerase II
Cellular component (GO): transcription regulator complex
Molecular function (GO): RNA polymerase II cis-regulatory region sequence-specific DNA binding; DNA-binding transcription factor activity, RNA polymerase II-specific; transcription factor binding
Source: RefSeq, a predicted model, not a curated record